AUAUUGUUAGGAAUGUGUUUCCUGAUAAUGUUAAUGGAAGUCGUAUCAUGCUAACCACAAGGUUGAAUAAUGUGGCUUCUUAUCCUGACCCUUCAAGCAAGUGUUACGAGUUGGGUUUAUUGAAUGCAGAUCAGAGUUGGAAUUUGCUUAAAGAGAAGGUGUUUACAAAUCAAGAUUGUCCUUCCAAUUUAGAAGAUAUUGGGAAGGAGAUUGCAAGAAGCUGCAAAGGAUUGCCCCUAGCAAUCGUGGUGAUCGCGGGGCUUCUAUCCACGGUGAGUAAGAAUCCAGCUUCGUGGCAUGAGAUUGCGGAAAAGGUGAAGUCUACAAAAACUGCAGAGCAAGAGCAGAUUGAAGAGAUACUAUCUUUGAGCUACGUCGAAUUACCUCAAUAUUUGAGGCCAUGUUUCUUGUACAUGGCUUCCUUUCCGGAAGAUCGCCAGAUCCUUGCAAGGAACCUUAUUAGACUAUGGGUAGCUGAGGGCUUUGUGAAAUAUCCAAGCAACUCUGAAAGCUUUGAAAAGGUGGGAGAAGGGUGUUUAGAUGAACUUGUUAAGAGAAAUAUUGUUUUGGUCACAAAGAGGAAGUUUGAUGGAAGAAUCAAAAGCUGCAGCCUCCAUGAUCUGAUGAGGGAGUUGUGCAUUAGAAAAGCUCAUGAAAGCAAGUUUUUCUUGAAUAUGAUGGAUAGGCAUAUUGAAAAGGAGCAUUUCAUAGAAAGCAUAGAGAAUCAUCGUCGUGUAAGUGUUGAUACUUCUUAUCUAAGUUACCUUUCAAGCAAUGGUGGCUCAACUAUCCGUUCCAUCAGAUGCUCGAAAUAUCAUUUAGUGAAACUGGACUUUCUCGAGGGUGUUAGAUUGCUGAGGGUGUUGGGUGCUGAACCUGCUGAUGUGAAAUCAUUGCCAACUCAGCUAUUUGAGCUAUUUCAUUUAAGAUACCUUGGCGUUAGGUAUAGUCAGCAUAUUCCUAGAAUCUUAUCAAACCUUCAAAAUCUGCAAACCUUAAUCAUUCGCGAAGAGCAAUCCAAGUUUGGAGUUGGAGAAGCUUGUGAAACCUUAUUGGUGCCAUGGUGCAUGCCACAGUUAAGACAUGUCUACUUUAGUGAGAAAAUUUGUUUUGAAGAUCCGAUAGAAACAACUUGUUCUCUAGAGAAUCUGCAGACAGUUUCGUAUGUUGAUAGUGCGUGUUGCAGUGAGGAGAUCCUGAAAAAGAUCCCAAACCUUAAAAAACUGAAGGUGGAUUGCUCUGCUGGUCGAGAUGUUGCCUGCUUGAACGAUCUGGUACAUCUGCAUCGACUCGAGAAUUUGGUAGUGUAUGCUGGUCGUUGGGUUAUACAUCGGCCCAACUACUACAGUUUUACUUUUCCUGAGAUGCUUAGAAAGCUGACUUUGAGGGAUUUGCAACUCACUCGUAGGGACAUGAUUGUUGUUGGUUCGUUGCCAAAUCUUCAAGUGCUUAAACUGAAAAGCUGUACUUGUGUUGGUGGAGACUGGGAAACAGGGCAAGGAGAAUUUCCAGUGUUGGAAGUUCUUCUAAUUAAACAAUCGAGGUUGGAGAAUUGGAUAACUGAAAGUAGCCAUUUCCCCAUACUCAAACACUUGAUGCUUUAUUCUUGUUAUGAUCUCACUGGAAUUCCAAAUGAUAUUGGAGAAAUCCCAACUCUUGAACUCAUUGAGAUUAAGGGUGAUGUGAAAAAGUCUCUAACAGAGUCGGCUCAACUGAUACGAGAGGAACAAGAAGAUAUGGGAAACACCACCCUUCAAGUUCUCUGCAUUGCUAAGUAGAAUGAAGGAGUUGCAUGUUCUUGCAUUCAAUGAAGACGAUAUGAUGAAGAAGACUAUGAUGAUGAUGACAAAGAUGAGUAAGAGGAUGAUGAUGUACCUUGUUCAUGAUUCAAAUCCAAAGAGGUUAGUGGAAGCAAGCUUUAUCAAAGAGACUUUAGCGAAGAGUUUGCUUAAGUAAUGUAUGUUGUGGAAUUGUUUCAAUUUGUUAAAUCCUUGUGUAAUUGAAUGUUAAUAUGGUGUGUUAUUUCCUUACCGCUAUAAGGUUCUUAUGAUUGCGUGGAAGUACCAUACUACACUCUUUUCUAGAAGAGUGAUGCUCAUAUUUGUAUGAAUAGAUGGUGGUGUUUUAUAUUCCAUCCGUCCAUAAAAUAUUGUCAUAAGGAGAAAAAUACAAGUUUUAAGAAAAAAUAUAUUAUUUAUUUAUUGAGUGGAGAAAGAGACCCACAAAUAAAAAAAAUUGAAAAAAUUAAUUAGGUUGAUGGGUGGAGAAUGAGACCCAUUUAUUAGUGAGUACAGAAGGAGACCCAAAAAUUAUUACUAAAAAUAGAUUAAGACAACAUUUGAUGGACGAAUCGAGUAUUU
Molecule: messenger RNA, 2360 nt
Organism: Salvia miltiorrhiza (redroot sage)
Lineage: Eukaryota; Viridiplantae; Streptophyta; Magnoliopsida; Lamiales; Lamiaceae
Product: putative late blight resistance protein homolog R1B-16
Exons: 2
Coding region: 48-1778 (576 amino acids)
Biological process (GO): defense response to other organism
Molecular function (GO): ADP binding
Source: RefSeq, a predicted model, not a curated record